CUAAUGACUGUUGACCUAAGCUGUGUCACCCUAACGACCGUGUCCUCCACCAGACAGGGAACACUGCACUGCCCACCACCAGACAGGGGACACCGCACUGCUCACCAGACAGGGGACACUGCACUACCCACCACCAGACAGGGAAACACUACACUGCCCACCACCACCAGACAGGGGAGACUGCACUGCCCGUCACCACCAGACAGGGGACACUGCACUGCCCAUCAGACAGGGGACCCUACACUGCCCAGCACCAGAUAGGGGACACUGCACUGCCCACAAUCAGACAGGUGACACUACACAGACAGUAACACUACACUGCCCACCACCAGACUGGGGACACCGCACUGCCCACCACCAGACAGGGCACUAGUACAAUGCGUGCCCACCCGACAGACAGGGACGCUCGGGCACACCCACAGACAGACCCCCUCCUCCGGAGGGGUAGGCGGCAGUGAAUGGGAGAGCCAGAGUUCCACCUCCGGUAGGCGGGCAGUCGCGGUUCCCUGACUCAUUCCCUGGGAGGACUUUCCCAGGCAGACCGGCCCCUGUCAUGGCGGCGUGCGGCACGGUGUUGCUGGGCUCCCGGUGUAGAAGGAGGGGGGCGACCGUGCUGUUGCUGUUGGUCACGGCACUAGGCCUGAGCAGGGCGGAGGACAGCGCCAUGGAGGAAAUAGUGACGGAGAAGCAGGUGGAGGCCAGCCACCGGCAGGACAGCGUCAACCUGCUGAUCUUCAUCCUGCUGCUCACCCUCACCAUCCUCACCAUCUGGCUCUUCAAGCACCGCAGGUUCCGCUUCCUCCAUGAGACCGGCCUGGCUAUGAUCUACGGGUUAAUUGUUGGUGUGGUGCUGCGAUACGGUGUUCAUAUUCCCAGUGAUGUCAACAAUGUAACUAUAAGCUGUGAGCAACAGAUGAGUCCUACCACGCUGCUAGUGAAUGUCAGCGGCAAGUUCUAUGAGUACACCCUGAAGGGCGAAAUGAGUUCUCCAGAGCUCAACAAUGUUCAGGAUAAUGAAAUGCUCAGAAAGGUUACCUUUGACCCAGAAGUUUUCUUCAAUAUUCUUCUUCCACCAAUUAUAUUUUAUGCAGGAUACAGCUUAAAAAGGAGGCAUUUCUUCAGAAAUUUGGGCUCGAUCCUCGCCUAUGCAUUCCUAGGAACUGCGAUCUCUUGUUUUGUGAUUGGAGCGCUCCUGUAUGGGUGUGUAAAGCUAAUGAAAGUCACUGGAACGCUUGAUGGGGAUUUUUACUUUACCGACUGCUUAUUCUAUGGAGCCAUUAUAUCUGCCACUGAUCCAGUGACCGUUCUAGCCAUAUUUAAUGAACUGCAAGUAGAUGUGGAACUCUACGCCCUUCUCUUUGGUGAAAGUGUCCUGAAUGAUGCAGUUGCCAUUGUGCUGUCCUCGUCAAUUGUUGCCUAUCAGCCGGCCGGAGACAACAGUCACACAUUCGACAUCACUGCCAUGUUGAAGUCUGUAGGAAUGUUUCUGGGCAUUUUCAGCGGGUCCUUUGCUAUGGGAGCUGCAACUGGAGUGGUCACUGCAUUAGUCACUAAGUUUACCAAGUUGCGGGAGUUCCAGCUCCUGGAGACUGGCCUGUUUUUCUUGAUGUCCUGGAGCACAUUCCUUCUUGCUGAAGCUUGUGGCUACACUGGUGUGGUCGCGGUCUUGUUUUGUGGCAUUACCCAGGCACACUACACCUAUAACAAUCUGUCCACAGAAUCCCAAAUCCGUACAAAGCAGCUGUUUGAGCUUUUGAAUUUUUUGGCAGAAAACUUUAUCUUCUCCUACAUGGGUUUGGCUCUAUUCACUUUCCAGAAUCACGUCUUCAAUCCCACCUUCAUAGUGGGCACUUUCCUUGCAGUCUUCCUGGGAAGGGCCACAAAUAUUUAUCCCCUCUCGUUCUUACUUAAUCUGGGGCGAAGAAACAAGAUUGGCUCAAACUUCCAGCACAUGAUGAUGUUUGCUGGGUUACGUGGAGCAAUGACAUUUGCCCUGGCUAUCCGCGAUACAGCCACCUACGCCAGACAAAUGAUGUUCUCUACCACACUGCUUAUAGUAUUUUUUACAGUCUGGGUAUUUGGAGGCGGCACAACUGCAAUGUUAUCAUGUUUACAUAUCAGAGUGGAUGUGGAUUCUGAUCUCGACCAAUUGGGAGUUCCAGAGAAUGAGCGCAGGAGUACAAAGGCAGAGAGCGCCUGGCUUUUUAGGCUGUGGUACAACUUUGAUCACAACUAUCUAAAACCUCUGUUAACACACAGCGGACCGCCCCUCACCGCUACUCUUCCCAGUUGCUGUGGUCCAUUGGCAAGAUGCCUAACAAGUCCGCAGGCCUAUGAGAACCAGGAGCAGCUAAAGGAUGACGAUUCAGAUCUCAUAUUGAAUGAUGGUGACAUCAGCUUAACGUACGGCGACACGACUGUGAGCACAGAACCCAUAUCAUCUAGGAGGGGUAUAGGGAACCAUUCUGAGGAUGCCAUUGAUCGGGAGCUUACCUGUGGGGAUAAUGAACUCAUCUUAAGAGGAACACGCCUGGUCAUGGAAGAAUGUGAAGCUCCAGGGAGUCUGCAAGUCACCAGAAGACCAAGUCCCAUGUAGUUAUUUAUUUUUUUAAAGCGGAGGGAGCUCCUCAUCUUUGACAAUGAAA
Messenger RNA from Pseudophryne corroboree (corroboree frog), 2645 nucleotides. RefSeq names its product solute carrier family 9 member A6 (gene SLC9A6). The transcript has 16 exons. Gene Ontology annotation, biological process: regulation of intracellular pH; proton transmembrane transport; sodium ion import across plasma membrane. The coding region runs from base 554 to 2596 and encodes 680 amino acids. Gene Ontology annotation, molecular function: sodium:proton antiporter activity; potassium:proton antiporter activity. Gene Ontology annotation, cellular component: recycling endosome; plasma membrane. Lineage: Eukaryota; Metazoa; Chordata; Amphibia; Anura; Myobatrachidae. The record is from RefSeq and is a predicted model, not a curated record.